Messenger RNA from Cherax quadricarinatus, 677 nucleotides. The record is from RefSeq and is a predicted model, not a curated record. NCBI's taxonomy places the organism in Eukaryota, Metazoa, Arthropoda, Malacostraca, Decapoda, Parastacidae.
GUCAGUGAUUUAUUUUACGAAGUUUUGCCUAUCUUACUGUCUGUCUACUGUCAGUCUAUCAGUCUUGUUUACUGUCUGUCUACUGUCUUGUCUGUCUUUUGUGAUUAACGAGAUUGCCUAUAAUAUUCGUCUUGAUAAAUCUAAAAAGAGUCUAGGGAGAUACUUUUAACUGCCUCUGUAUACUUGUUUAACGUUGUUGGGUCCUCCUCCUCCCUACAGGACCCCAAGCUGAACAAGUCUGGUUCCACUGACCUCAUGGAGCAGAAGAGCUUCACCAUCGUUCAUGGACCCAACUUCGUCGACGUCUCCUACUGUAACUUCAUCGCCCAGAAGCCUGAGAUUGCUAAGUUGUGGGCAGACGAGAUCCUGAAGAUGGCCUACAACCUCAUCGCCAUUAACGCCUCGCCCAUGACCUUCCUACACAAGGCUUACAAGAAGCUGUGUCUCAGUGCUGAUCGCGCCAACAAGGUCUCCGUUAAGAACAUCGUAAAACUGUUUGCUCGUCACGGCGAUGACAAGAAGCGAGUGGAGGUGGCUCUGGAGGCUGCCGGACUACCAUCAGGCAAGGUACGUACUCUUAACCUCCUUUACGUGCUUUUAACCUCUUGAAACCUCACUUGCUAUCCCUGAUACCAAGCACUGCCUCUCAGGCGCACCAUCCUCCUCCCUGCUUAUGC